Messenger RNA from Phlebotomus papatasi, 2309 nucleotides. RefSeq lists its product as uncharacterized. Lineage: Eukaryota; Metazoa; Arthropoda; Insecta; Diptera; Psychodidae. The coding region runs from base 199 to 1992 and encodes 597 amino acids. The record is from RefSeq and is a predicted model, not a curated record. The transcript is spliced from 7 exons.
AAAAAUUUAAUUCCAACCGAACGAUAAAAGUGUGUUUGUGUGCGGAUCGUAAAAUAGUGAUGUUGAGCACAGGGUUUUUGGGGUGGACGAAAAGAGAAGCCAGGACCACAAUAAAAAGGACCCUCCUCAAUCCACGAUUGUGAACGGUGUUUUUUCACCCCUGACUGGACAAGAGGGAACUGGGAAGCAAUUCACACGAUGAGUAUUUCCAGUCACACGGGAUUAAUUGCCAGUCAACCAAAAGUAGGACACCGGAUCAUACAACAGCCAUCAUCGAGAGCAAUUACGGAUAUUUGUGCAGUUACACAGAGAGCUCCUCUCAUUCUGCGACCUUUUGCAUCAAUUUACAAUCCUUACUCCAAGAGCUGUUCCGUGCUUUGCAACCAUCCGGCCACUCCAGAAGUUAAAAAUGUUGUUAAACUCGCGAAACAAUCUUGGCGAAAUGAAGCUCUUGCGACUGGUGGAGCAUCAGAGGAGGUCUCUGUGGGAUCUGCCGGACGACGGAAGAGUGCUAGUGUUAAAAUGUCGGACUAUGAUUUGCCAGAAAAUGUACCAGAGGAAUUGUUCAGACGAUUCACGGAUACAGACUCUCGCCCAAUGACUCCCACACCAACGGUCAUCAGCACAAAGACUCGGGUCAGUGUGAGCUCCAUGAAGAAUUCCCGGAGAUGUGUGACUCCUGAACCCAAGACCAUCUGUUCCAGUGAAAAGAAGCGCCUGAUUCUGGAUCUCCGGAGAAGUCACAGUCAAGAAACCAUCUACUGGAAUGCACCUUCGGAUUUGUCUCCAGCUCCAGGUGCUUCCACUCUUACAGAUUGGACCCCUCAAACGGAAAAAGUUCAGAAGGAAACUACAACAAAUAGUGGUGGAAAUGUUCAGGUUCCUCCUACGAUUGUAACUUCAGGGAGUCCUGAACCCAAGGAAUGCCGAGUUGAGAGUCCUCCGCAAAAUUGUGCAUUUGCCCGAGAUGAACUGGAAGAUGAACCACGGAGAAGAGGCAAGAGACGCAAGAAGAAUAGAAAUCAAACGGAUACAGCCACCUUUCGUCCAAAUCAAGAUCCUGUAACUCAGGUAGCCACUCUAGUGCCAGAUUCUCCCAGUCAGAGUCAACGUCCCUCACUUGCCACAAAUGAGUCAGUUUUGAUUCCUACGAAGAAAUCUUCUCAGGAUACUCCACCACCUGACCGCAGAGAAAGCUUGAGGAAUUCCUCUUUCCUGGACGAUGAUGUCCUCAGUCUUCUGCGUCGUGGAAUUUGCGUGGAUGUCAUUGAGAAUAAUUUUGGAUCAUUGAUGAAUACGGCUCUAAGGGAAGCUAUACGGAGUCUUCCGUUCAAUGUGGAUCCACGUGAACCUGAGGUUGUACGAAAUGUUCGAGAAAGCCUAAAUCUGCCGAGUGUGAAUCACGAAAAGUGGCUCACGUUGCCACGAAAGUACACGCGCCUCGUCUCACGUUUUGAACUGCCAAUUGAUUCGACAGAACUGAGCUAUCUCACUCCAUUGGAGUACUUGAGCAAAUACGUCCACGUGUCCAAUUAUCGGAAGCAGCUCUACCAUCGAAUCUUCAUCAAGUACAUCCCAGAGAUAAAAAUUGACGAACUGGGCGAGCGGGAUGUGGAUUUUGUGCCCAGGGACCAUCAGGAGGUGGAUGAUUGGACGGUGGGUGAGGAUGUGGCAGGUGAAUAUCUCAGUCAGCGCCUCAUACCACUGUGCAGUAUUGAGGAUGCCCUGAAAACCGCGCUGCAUCCCAAUGCCAAUCCCACCAUUCUCACUGCCAUCGCCGACAAACUAGCUCUAAACACUUUUGGUGGAAUCAAUUUUCGCGCAUGGUGCGGAAUUGUGGCUUUUGCUGAACGAUUCAUCACCACAAUUCACCGUGAGACGGAUACACGGCACGAGAUUGAAGUGACGGAUUUUGAGUCACUGGAUCGCAGACUCAACGCUAUCGACGUUCAUCCGCAACUCAAGGAAAUUCUCUACAUCAUCAGGAGCUGAAGAUGCUGCGCGAAAUAGCUGGGGUCAUUUGCAUAAGAAAGCAAUGUAGUGAAACUCGAUGCUACGAGAGCCAAAAGCUGAUUCUACUACAGAAAAUCACACUGCUGUUUACAGGAAUCUUGGCAUAAAUGAAAGGAUGAUGGAAUGGGAAGAGCAAGUCAGCAAAAGAGUCAGGUUCUCACGAGGAGAAAUACUUCAACAUUUUCAUUACUAAAAACAUGCUUUUAAAUUUAAAAAAAAUUAAAAUGUAUGAAAGUAUAAAAAGUAUCAUGUGAAAUAUUACUAAUAGUGCUAUUCCGAUGAAAAAUGAACACUUA